Hemiscyllium ocellatum (epaulette shark) is the source of this 1121-nucleotide messenger RNA. RefSeq names its product proteasome subunit beta type-6-like. The transcript is spliced from 6 exons. Gene Ontology annotation, molecular function: threonine-type endopeptidase activity. The record is from RefSeq and is a predicted model, not a curated record. Gene Ontology annotation, cellular component: proteasome core complex. Bases 56 to 781 code for a protein of 241 amino acids. Lineage: Eukaryota; Metazoa; Chordata; Chondrichthyes; Orectolobiformes; Hemiscylliidae.
CCGGCAAGCCGUAGGGCGCUUGGUCCUCCGCUUUCCCGGCAUCCUGUUUGUGUCCAUGCAGAUGGCGACCCUGUUAGAGACCGUGGCGCCGGGUAUGAGCCGUCACUUCGUCCCCGAUCCAGCUCCGUGUGGGUCCAGUCUCUACCCCGAAUGGAUGAGCCAGGAAGUCAGCACGGGAACCACCAUAAUGGCUGUGGAGUUUGAUGGUGGAGUUGUGAUUGGUGCUGAUUCUCGAACCACCACAGGGUCAUACAUCGCUAAUAGGGUAACGGAUAAACUGACCCCGAUUCAUGAUCUGAUUUUCUGUUGUCGCUCAGGAUCUGCAGCAGAUACCCAAGCAAUUGCAGAUGCAGUGGCCUAUCAGCUUGGUUUCCACAGCAUUGAACUUGAUGAACUUCCACUAGUGCAGACAGCUGCUAAUUUGUUCAAAGAUAUGUGCUAUAAAUACAGAGAAGAGCUGAUGGCUGGCAUCAUUGUUGCUGGGUGGGAUAAAAGAAAAGGUGGACAGGUCUACACUGUUCCAAUGGGGGGCAUGAUGGUACGGCAGCCAUUCUCCAUUGGUGGCUCUGGAAGUACCUACAUUUAUGGCUAUGUCGACUCCUCGUACAAACCUGGAAUGACAAAGGAGCAGUGCUUAGAUUUUACAGCAAAUGCUCUUGCACUUGCGAUGGAUCGAGAUGGGUCAAGUGGUGGGGUGAUUCGCUUGGCAGCUGUCACUGAGAAAGGAGUCGAGCGCAGCAUCAUCUCUGGGCGCCAACUGCCAAAGUUUCAGUCUGCGUGAAGUGGCUGGAAAGGGCAGUUUAUUACUUGAUUUCAAUAUUUCUUCAUUGCUGUCAAUUAGAUUUCAUGUGAUAUAUUAUGCAGCAGUGUUGUUUCAAGGGUGCCAGUAGCAACCUUCAGGAAAUACUAGAAAUGAAAUUAUUCAAAAGAAUAUUGGUUGAAUGUUUGUUUCAUGAUGCUAUGGUUACCAUUGUAUUAGGAACUGUUAUGCUUAAAGAAAUCUGAGCACCCAGCAAUUAAACAAUAGAACGAUGCCACAGGAUUUCAUUGUUUUAUACAAAAGAAAACCUGUUUUUUAACCAAUAAGAUUUAAUAAAGUAAGCAUAACUUAUGCAACACUA